Messenger RNA from Phragmites australis (common reed), 2646 nucleotides. RefSeq names its product YTH domain-containing protein ECT4-like. Lineage: Eukaryota; Viridiplantae; Streptophyta; Magnoliopsida; Poales; Poaceae. Gene Ontology annotation, biological process: mRNA destabilization. Gene Ontology annotation, cellular component: cytoplasm. The transcript has 9 exons. Bases 295 to 2268 code for a protein of 657 amino acids. Gene Ontology annotation, molecular function: mRNA binding. The record is from RefSeq and is a predicted model, not a curated record.
CCGAAUCGCGAAAGCCACUCUUGGCUGGCGGCCUCCGACUCCCCUCGCGUCUGUGGCGGCUAUCCCCUCCACUCCUCUCCCCUCGCCUCGCCUUCCUCUGCCUCCCCUCUCUAGGGUUUAUCCUCCACCACCACCUGCCCCAUCGCCUCUCCCCGCCAUAGACAACAGUUAUCUUAUCGUGCCGUCGGAAUUGCAGCGGCCUCGGAUCCGAUCCGGGAGGAGCCGCGUGGUGGGCUGGUGGUAGCUGCGGCAGGCAUCUGUCCUAGAUCGAAUUUCGUCUGGGGGUAAGAAGCCAUGGCGACCGUUGCUCCUGCCCCUGCUGCCGCCGACCAGGCCACCAAUCUCCUGCAGAAGCUGUCCCUGGAGAGCAACAAGGAAGGCGCCGACGCUGCCAAGAAGCCUUCUGGGAUGCCGUACGGAUCUGCCAACGCUGGGGAUGCUCAUAGCGCUGCAUCGCAGGUGGACAGGUCGAUAACACCUCUACUCCAGGAGGCCAUGGAUCCUAACUUCUUCUACCAGCCCAAUGGAUAUGCCUCUCCAGCCUAUUACUAUCCUAGUGGCUAUGAUGGCUCAUCCAAUGAGUGGGACUCCAGGUAUGCUGGCCAUGAAGGAAUGGAUAUGCCUCCUAACUUGUAUGGUGACAUGUAUCAUGGAUAUGGUUAUGCUCCCUAUGGCCCAUAUCCUUCGAGUUCUCCUGUUCCAACUGUUGGGCAUGAUGGCCAGUCAUAUGGCACACAGCAAUAUCAAUACCCUACCCAAUAUUAUCAGCCACCGACUCCAACAAAUGCAACACAUGGUGUAAAUGGCGCCAAUUCUCAACCUGAACUGCCUUCUGUUGCUGGUCACCAGGCACGUGUUCUGGUAGAUACAACAAAAGCAAGUGCCAACACAAGUGCUAAUGGUAUGCACAAUGCUAACAACAGUUCACUACCGCGCAAGCAAACCCACCUGAAUGUACCGGUAGCAAACAAUGGUUCGUAUGGAAGAGGACCUGUGCAAGGUGGUGGACCUUCUGCAAGCAAUUAUGGUCACAAUGGUCUUCGUUCUCCAGUUCAAUGGUAUGAUGGGCCAACAUACUCGAAUGGGCAUCAGAGACCGACUGCUAGUUCCACAUCUUACCAUUCUAACUCGUCUUCGGAGAAAAAUCAGAGCCAGCGUCCAACAACAAACCUCAUGGGUCUACAUGCACAGAUACCUUCGUCUGGGAUGGGGCUAACCUAUCCUAGCUAUCCUAAUAGGAUGUACCCCGACAGCAGAUUAUAUGGUCAGUACGGGAACACACUGAAAGGUGGACUUGGUUUUGGAUCAAAUGUAUACAACACAAGAAACAAUGGGCGGUGGGGAGUUGUGGAUACCAAAUACAAGCCUAGAGGGCGUGCAGCUUUUGGUUUUGGCAGUGAGAAUCAAGAUGGCUUUACCGAGUUGAACAGAGGACCAAGAUCUGGUGGCUUCAAGCAACAAAAGCAAUUUGGGCCUAGUGUCACUAUUGCUGUGAAGGGCCAGGCCCUCCCUUCAAUCGGGAAACAGGAGAACAGUGUUCUUCCAGACAAGAGCCAAUUUAACCAAGAAGGUUUUCCUGUAACCUACAAGGAUGCAAAGUUUUUUGUUAUUAAAUCAUAUAGUGAGGAUGAUGUACACAAGAGUAUAAAAUACAAUGUAUGGGCAAGCACUCCUAAUGGAAAUAAGAAGCUGGAUGCUGGAUACCGAGAGGCUCAGGAGAAAACUAGUGACUGCCCAGUGUUCUUGUUUUUCUCUGUAAACACAAGUGGUCAGUUUGUCGGUGUUGCUGAAAUGGUUGGUCAUGUUGACUUUGAGAAGACUGUGGAGUAUUGGCAACAAGACAAGUGGAAUGGUUGUUUUCCUCUCAAGUGGCACAUAGUCAAGGAUGUGCCCAACAACAUCUUAAAGCAUAUUGCAUUGGAGAACAAUGAUAAUAAGCCUGUGACGAACAGCCGUGACACACAAGAGGUUAAGCUUGAGCAAGGUCUUGAAAUGUUGAAGAUUUUCAAAGAACAUGUUAGCAAGACCUCAAUUUUGGAUGAUUUUGGCUUUUAUGAGAACCGCCAAAAGUUAAUGCAGGAAAAGAGAGCAAAGCAGCAACUGCUUCAAGGCCAGGGGGCUGAUGUUUCUCAUGAGAAGGACAAGGAUGUGAUUAAUGGGAGACCCGAGGUAAAGAAACAGGAAUUGAGCAAAGAAGGCACUCUUGCUGGGGAAGCGGCGAACACCUCCAAACCUGCAGCAGAAAAUGGUGUAUCAAAUGGCAACUAAGCGUUAUAUAUCGGUUACGCUUAUUGCCCCAGCAGGCAAUCUUGCCCAAGUGCUGCAUGUUUGCGGUUUCUGCAAAUCAAUGGUUAUCGAUUACUGCCUGAAUCAUAAGACUUGAGGAACUGGAGUUUGUUUGCGGGGGGUGGGGAUCAGUUUUUACUUCUGUUCUCAGUUUUAGUUGGUGUGGCUGUUUCUUUGUGUCUUGCAGCCGUAAAACCCUUGCUUUUUCCCCCCGCCUGUUUCCUUUUAGCUUGAUUAUUGUUACCGAAGCAACCGAUUUUCUAUACAUCUGAACAACAUUAAGUUAGUUUUUCGUGUGUUGCAGUACUACCGGAGAAAGUAAUAAAACAAGAAGACUCUGGGUUUAAGGGUUUGUUCCAA